CGAAAAGCGGAAAGCUUGGCAGGAGAUUGAAAAAGAUUUCAAUUCUUAUUCAGAAGUCUCCAAGCGUACUGCAUCCCAGCUAAAGAAAUGUUGGGAAAAUGAGAAAAUGAAGAGGAAGAAGAUCCUUGCUGCCAACACAAGGCAGCGAAUGGCCACUGGUGGUGGUCCAUUUGUCCAGGAGCCCUCCACGAACCCCGAAUUGGAAGUGGCAUUAGCUGGGACACAGCACUUUAUUGUAGAUGGUGGCGAUCAUGACAUGGUCGUUUCCGCAGACAGUGCUGAAAAUGCUGCUAAGUACCAGGCAGUAAUUGCAUUGGACCAUGACUAUGAGCUGCCCAUUUCAGAAUCUAUGUCUGAAGAAGAAAUUACUUAUGAGGUGGAGGUUGACAGCCCACAGGUGAGAAAGAAGGAUGCUCUCCUUUCUGGACGCUCCAAUAAGUCAAAUACACGUCGUGAAGUAGCAAUUGAAGAUGAACUGCAGCAUCGCCUGCAUAAACUUAACAGUACAGAAAAGCGGGAAAUUGAGCAUCAUAAGCUUUUGAUGCUUGAGCAGAAACUGCGAGUGAGGGCAGCAAGAACUGCUGCAAUAUAUACAAAAGAGCUUCACGAGCAGGCAAAGAAUCAUCGUGAAGAAGAACACAAGUUGCGAAUGGAAUUAAUGAAAUCAGGAAACGGGAAAACACUGUAAAUUGCUUGCAUAUUACAGUCGAUAACCAUUUUUAUAUUAUGCCCUUAUUUGUAUUUAUUCUUUCCUGUGGUUUCUAAAUUGCACUUAGUAAAAUUCUGCAAAAUGGCACGGUAAAAUUGAAAGAAAGCCUCUUAGCUGAAAAAAAAUCCAAAAACCAGUUUUUAUUAAUGUCCUAACAUAUUUUCCAAACAUUAUCUAAGAGGGCAUUGCGAUAUUGUUUACAAUUUUCCAGAUUGAAUCUUUUUAAGGAGUGGUUAGAUUAAGUUAUAUAAUAGAUAGUGUAAAAUUGUGAGAGUUGUUGGUUAUUAUGUUAGCUAACUGUGAAAUUGUUUAAACAGUUAAGUUUGUUAAGCCAUAUAAAAAUAUACUGUUUGAAGUUGUGUCAGCGACUGGUUAGGUUAGUAGCAUUACAAAUAUUAGAGAGUUAGGAUGGUGUGUUGGGUUAAA
Molecule: messenger RNA, 1135 nt
Organism: Bacillus rossius redtenbacheri
Lineage: Eukaryota; Metazoa; Arthropoda; Insecta; Phasmatodea; Bacillidae
Exons: 2
Coding region: 107-688 (193 amino acids)
Source: RefSeq, a predicted model, not a curated record